AUGUGGUCCCAGUGUAAUGCAGUGGAAGAGCUGUGCUGGAUUUCUUCUGAUGAAGAAGGAAAGAGGAAGGAGCUGAGGAUUCGGGGUCAUCAUCAGGGUUUGGAAUUGGCAGGGAGUGGAUGUGAGGGUCGUCAUGUCAAAACAGGCCAGCUUGCAGCCAUUAAGGUUAUGGACGUCACAGGGGAUGAAGAGGAAGAAAUCAAACAAGAAAUUAACAUGCUGAAGAAAUAUUCUCAUCACCGGAAUAUUGCUACGUACUAUGGUGCUUUUAUCAAAAAGAACCCACCAGGCAUGGAUGACCAACUUUGGUUGGUGAUGGAGUUUUGUGGCGCUGGCUCUGUCACUGACCUGAUCAAGAACACGAAAGGUAAUACGUUGAAAGAGGAGUGGAUUGCAUACAUCUGCAGGGAGAUCUUACGGGGGCUGAGUCACCUGCACCAGCAUAAAGUGAUUCAUCGAGAUAUUAAAGGGCAAAAUGUCUUGCUGACUGAAAACGCAGAAGUUAAACUAGUGGACUUUGGUGUCAGUGCCCAGCUUGAUCGAACAGUGGGCAGGAGGAAUACUUUCAUUGGGACUCCCUACUGGAUGGCACCAGAAGUUAUUGCCUGUGACGAAAACCCAGAUGCAACAUAUGAUUUCAAGAGCGACUUGUGGUCCUUGGGAAUCACCGCCAUCGAGAUGGCAGAAGGUGCUCCACCUCUCUGUGACAUGCACCCUAUGAGAGCUCUAUUCCUCAUCCCCCGGAACCCAGCGCCGCGGCUGAAGUCUAAGAAGUGGUCAAAAAAAUUCCAGUCAUUUAUUGAGAGCUGCUUGGUAAAGAAUCACAGCCAGCGACCAACAACGGAACAACUGAUGAAGCAUCAGCUUAUACGAGACCAGCCUAAUGAGCGACAGGUCCGCAUUCAACUCAAGGACCAUAUUGACAGAACGAAGAAGAAGCGAGGAGAAAAAGAUGAGACAGAGUAUGAGUACAGCGGAAGUGAGGAGGAAGAGGAGGAAAACGACUCGGGAGAGCCCAGCUCCAUUCUGAACCUGCCGGGGGAGUCGACGCUGCGGCGGGACUUCCUGCGACUGCAGCUGGCCAACAAGGAGCGCUCGGAGGCGCUGCGNCCCGGCCACCCCGCACCCCUGCACCCCUGCACCCCUGCACCCGAGGGUGUCAGCCGCGCUCGCCGCCCGGGCGUCCGCUGUGCGUCCAGCUGCCACCCUGGAGGCUGGGCCACCGCUGCUCGGAGCACACGCCCCUUGACUGCAGGGGAGAAGGAGGCCUGGCUGCUCCAGCAAACAAAGGCUCCCCUGGCUUUGGGUGGUGGCAGUGUGGUCACUCAGAAAAGCGGGCUAAGGCCUCCACCCCUUCAAGUCCUGCUCAUGUAG
Messenger RNA from Galeopterus variegatus (Sunda flying lemur), 1374 nucleotides. RefSeq names its product traf2 and NCK-interacting protein kinase-like. The record is from RefSeq and is a predicted model, not a curated record. Gene Ontology annotation, molecular function: protein kinase activity; ATP binding. NCBI's taxonomy places the organism in Eukaryota, Metazoa, Chordata, Mammalia, Dermoptera, Cynocephalidae. The coding region runs from base 1 to 1374 and encodes 457 amino acids. Gene Ontology annotation, biological process: protein phosphorylation. The transcript is spliced from 11 exons.